Molecule: messenger RNA, 2649 nt
Organism: Eurytemora carolleeae
Lineage: Eukaryota; Metazoa; Arthropoda; Copepoda; Calanoida; Temoridae
Source: RefSeq, a predicted model, not a curated record
AAUUGUGAGAAUUUUUCAUUCUUGUAAAAAUAAAUUGAUGAAAAAUUCAGGACAGAAGUAUUCGUUAACUCCUUCCCCCCCAUACAUAGACAUAGCCCGGAGAAAGCAGCACCGGCCUUCUUACAUAUUAUAGGCAGUCAGGCAGUUAGUCAGGGAGAUAGACGAGACGAGACUUGAAAGAGAACAGAGAGAGACGGAGAAAGAGAGAGAGGGUGUAAGAGGACAGAGGCCAGUUCCCAGGCUGGGAUGUUAGGAUACAGAGGCUGACUAGGACACUAGGCCUCCUGGCCUCCGUUAAACUUCAAAUAAAGAAACCUGAAUCAAGGAAGUUUUAGUUAAACCACAUCCGUCCUUCUAGUUUAAUAAGAAACAGAACAUUUUAAAAUUUUUGAUAUUUAUCAAGAAAAUUAACCUUGAAAUGUUGCUAGAGUGUAUCACUAUCCGCACCAAGAAUUCGUCAAUUUAAUCUUGUAGCAGAUAAAGUGAAGUGUAAGAUUUGUCAAUAUACAUUCUUUCAAAUGUAAAUCUGAACAUUGUCUGAACUUUUAUCCGUGAAGAAAACUGAAAAACCUUAAAUCUGAUUCUAAGUCUGAGUCAAUGGUUAAAACCUGUAUAAAGUUGACCGGAUUAAAAUUAGCAAAGCUAAACCAGUACAUGGAGAAAAGCUUAACCUGGUCCCGGAGAAAAGCUUGAUGUCCGCGGGAGAUCUGGUGGCUUGUAUUCAAGGGUAUAUUGGGACAGUGGGUAUAAACGCUGAGCUGGACGAACUUGAAGUUUCAAACCUUGAUAUAUCCGUUUUCGUCAUGUUCUGUGUUCAGUUAAUGGUAAACCUUCUGCUGAUUGUGGGAGCUGUAAAGAGAAUUCCUAAUCAUGUUUUUCCUUGGCUCUGUGCUAAUGCCAUCGUUAUAGCCUUACUUAUGGUGAUGAUAUUCAUGCUUGUGUUUCUGGGUGCCUCUAGGAACUCCCUGAGCUACCACCAGUACGUGAGCUCCCUCUCUCUCAUCUCCAUUCUUGUGAUGACAGAUAUGUUUUGCUGCAUCGUAGUUUUUCAGUUCAGGAAGAAUUUACUGCUGGAGGAGAGGAUCCGUUUAGAAGAGAUAGCCCGAAGGAGUGCUGGAGUUUUUAUACCUAGUUCCCCCCCUCCUCCUCCCUACGAGGAGGCUGCCCCUGGACAGACCCCUGCCAAGGUGCCCCUUGAGGCCCUGGAGGACCCCCCUCCAGAAUAUGAGGCUGCGCUAGCUAUGCUCUCCUCCCCACCUCCUCCUGGACCCCAGCUUAGGAAGAAAUCCCUAACUAAUCACGAGGUUUAAGUAUUCAGACCCUCCUGGAUACUAAUAUAUCCUGGUUCAAGGUUUUAGAAUAAAUCCAGGACUGGGAUCUAGAAACGAAGUGCCAUUUUUCAGGAUUCAGAUUCAUGUUUGCAGGAUUCUGUACAGUCAAAUGAUGUCAAUUUAAGGAUUUUGGAUUUUAAGGAUUUAGUUCUCAGAAUUUUGAAUUAAGAAUCAAGGAUUUUGGAUAAAGAAUCCAAGGUUAUGGAUGUAGAAGCAAGGUUUUUGGUCGUAAAUACUAGGAUUGUGUUUGCAGAAUAAGGUUUCUGAAAUCCUGGUUUUCAGAUUAUGGUUUAGAUUUCUGCAUGGAACUAGAAUUUGGGACCUGGGUCCAGAUUUCUGCAUAGAACUAGAAUCUGGGACCUGGGUCCAGGUUUCUGCAUAGAACUAGAAUCUGGGACCUGGGUCCAGAUUUCUGUAUGGAACUAGAAUUUGGGACCCAUGGGUCCAGAUUUCUGCAUGGAACUAGAAUUUGGGACCUGGGUCCAGAUUUCUGCAUAGAACUAGAAUCUGGGUCCAGAUUUCUGCAUAGAACUAGAAUUUGGGACCUGAGUCCAGGUUUCUGCAUGGAAAUAGAAUUUGGGACCUUGAUCCAGAUUUCUGCAUAGAACUAGAAUCUGGGUCCAGAUUUCUGCAUAGAACUAGAAUUUGGGACCUGGGUCCAGGUUUCUGCAUAGAACUAGAAUCUGGGACCUGGGUCCAGGUUUCUGCAUAGAACUAGAAUCUGGGACCUGGGUCCAGAUUUCUGCAUGGAACUAGAAUUUGGGACCUGGGUCCAGAUUUCUGCAUAGAACUAGAAUCUGGGACCUGGGUCCAGAUUUCUGCAUAGAACUAGAAUCUGGGACCUGGGUCCAGGUUUCUGCAUAGAACUAGAAUCUGGGACCUGGGUCCAGGUUUCUGCAUAGAACUAGAAUCUGGGACCUGGGUCCAGGUUUCUGCAUGGAACUAGAAUCUGGGACCUGGUUCCAAGUUUCUGUUCUCCAAAUCCUUGUUUCUAGUUUCAGGAUCUUGUAAUGGAUUAAAAAUGUAUCCUUGUGAGUUUAUUGUACAAUAUAUAUAUAUGUACACCUGUAGAGCGUACAAUGUACAUGUCGUUAUCAACACUAAUUCAACCAAUGGUUGUUAAAACUUAUUUAGAGUAUGUGACAAAAACUAAAUUUCUUUCUGGCCAUAUUUAAAGUGUAAUUAGUUUCCCCUCGUAGGAGUUUUUAAAGUGUUUAAACUCCUUGAAAAUAAUCCUUAGAGCUGUGAUUUUCAAGUUUAUUGGUCAAUGUUAUGUAAGCGUAUACUACUGUUAAAUAAACGUUCAUACAAAAUCAAA